GGGUCAGGCCUGGGCCUAGUUGCCGGCCAGGGCCAUGAUGGCUGCAUUGGCAUGCCAUUGAUGCGGGAGACUCAAAGUCAGUACGGUACUGUUGAUCAGGAGGCCAUUCACCAUUGGUAGGUGCGUAGGUGGCGCUUCCCAAGCCUGCAUUUGCGGCAUUGAUACCCUGAGCCGUACAAUGAGCUGAUUGCCCAGCAAGACGCAAGACGGGCUGAGAGGGCGGUAAAGAUGCUUCUCGCUGGGCGAAGCAGAGGCCGCAUGGUGGUGGCUGGGUCUACCACUGUCAUUCAGGAGGGGGAUUUGGUCAUCGUUUAUGAGAGCCACGACCGGAUGAAAGCUGUGAAGGUCUCGGCAAAAGAGACACUCCAGAACCGUUUUGGCAGCUUCAAGCACAGCGACUGGAUUGGAAGACCUUUUGGGAGCAAGGUCCACUCAUGCACCCAGGGUGGCUUCGUGCACCUGCUCGCCCCUACUCCAGAGUUGUGGACCCUGGUCUUGCAACACCGCACGCAGAUUCUGUAUGCACCGGACAUCAGCCUGGUGGUGUCCUUCUUGGAGCUGAAGCCAGGCAGUGUGGUGCUGGAGUCGGGCACCGGCAGCGGCUCCCUCACCACCUGCCUCGCCAGGGCCGUGGCCCCCACAGGGCAUGUGCACACCUUUGAGUUCCAUGAGCCGAGGGCGAUCGCAGCGCGGGAGGAGUUUCUUCGCAAUGGCCUGGACGGCCUAGUGACGGUGCGUGUGCGCGAUGUGGAGGCGCAGGGGCUGCCUGCUGAGCUGGCGGGCCAGGCGGACGCCGUGUUCCUGGACCUGCCCGGGCCCUGGAACGCGGUACCCUCCGCCGCGCGCGUGCUGCGCCCUGAUGCGCCCUUCUGCUCCUUCUCCCCCUGCAUCGAACAAGUGCAGCGCACCUGCGAGGAGCUAGCCGCACACGGGUUUGCAGAUGUGCGCGCCUUCGAGAUUCUGCUGCGCACGUACGAUGUCCGCUCAGAAGCAUGCAGCGCACAGCUCCUUGGCGCGGCCGAGAGCGUGCCGAAUGGGAAACGUACCAAAGCGCAAGGGGGGUCAGAGCAGAAACGACAGAAAUCAGACGCGGCACAGCGGGGUGUGAAUGACAGAUCCGAGUCUGCGUCAGGAACGGCUGAUGAGGGAGAAGGGGACGCAACAGGGACUCGGAGCCGGGCCAGUAAUGUAGGUAAAGUUGAGGGGUCAGCUGUCCCAAGUGGAACAGAAGGUAGUGAUCCGGCUCCCACCACUGAGGCAAGGGACGCAACUGAAGAGCAAUCGAAAUCAGUUCCUUCCACGCUUGGCAGCGUGGGAAAGGUGAUACUAGCCCGACCAACAGCCGAAACACGAGGACACACAGGAUACUUGACGUUUGCUCGACGUGCAUGUUCAGGGGCAUAAGCUUAUGAGACGAAGUGCAGCACCGUUAGUAAGGAGGUGUCCACUGCAUGUUUUUGAGCACAGCCUUCUUAUUGUCCUCAUCGUUGAUGAGUUGUGAUCCUUUGCAACCAUCUACUAAAUGCUGAAAUUCUCGCAAACAAUCGCAGAGCUUGAGUUCGCCGUUUCCGUUUUUUGAAUUGGAGGAAACGGUGUACUUGAAGAGCA
Klebsormidium nitens is the source of this 1608-nucleotide messenger RNA. The record is from the annotation of a GenBank genome assembly. NCBI's taxonomy places the organism in Eukaryota, Viridiplantae, Streptophyta, Klebsormidiophyceae, Klebsormidiales, Klebsormidiaceae.